Loxodonta africana (African savanna elephant) is the source of this 2410-nucleotide messenger RNA. It is a transcript of the gene CCNG1, whose product is annotated as cyclin G1. Bases 174 to 1058 code for a protein of 294 amino acids. NCBI's taxonomy places the organism in Eukaryota, Metazoa, Chordata, Mammalia, Proboscidea, Elephantidae. Gene Ontology annotation, molecular function: cyclin-dependent protein serine/threonine kinase regulator activity. Gene Ontology annotation, biological process: mitotic cell cycle phase transition; regulation of cyclin-dependent protein serine/threonine kinase activity. The record is from RefSeq and is a predicted model, not a curated record. Gene Ontology annotation, cellular component: nucleus; cytoplasm; cyclin-dependent protein kinase holoenzyme complex. The transcript is spliced from 7 exons.
CUCGGCGGCGCUGCGGAGACCUCCGCCCCGGACGUCUCCCCCUCCCCGGGCCGCUCCCCUCCUGCCCGCGAGUCCCCUCGCCUCGUAGGCCUCUCGGAUCUGGUAUAGUCGGGUGAGGUGCGAGCAGGCCCGGGGAGGGUAAUUACCGCUGAGGAGCCGCAGUCACGAUCAAGAUGAUAGAAGUACUGACAACUGACGCUCAGAAACUGCUACACCAGCUGAAUGCCCUAUUGGAACAGGAGUCUAGAUGUCAGCCAAAAGUCUGCGGCUUGAGACUAAUUGAGUCUGCUCACGAUAAUGGCCUCAGAAUGACAGCAAGGCUAAGGGACUUUCAAGUGAAAGAUCUUCUUAGUCUAACUCAGUUCUUUGGCUUUGACACCGAAACAUUUUCUCUAGCUGUGAAUUUACUGGACAGGUUUCUGUGCAAAAUGAAGGUACAGCCCAAGCAUCUUGGGUGUGUUGGACUGAGCUGCUUCUAUUUGGCCGUAAAAUCAACAGAAGAAGAGAGGAACAUCCCAUUGGCAAAUGACUUGAUCCGAAUAAGCCAGUAUAGGUUCACUGUUUCAGACUUGAUGAGAAUGGAAAAGAUUGUAUUGGAGAAAGUAUGUUGGAAAGUCAAAGCUACUACUGCCUUUCAGUUUCUGCAACUCUAUUAUUCACUCAUUCAAGAGAAAUUACCAUUUGAAAGGAGAAGCAGCCUUAAUUUUGAAAGACUAGAAGCUCAGCUUAAGGCAUGCCACUGCAGGAUCAUAUUUUCUAAAGCAAAGCCUUCUGUGUUGGCAUUAUCUAUUAUUGCAUUGGAGAUCCAAGCACAGAAGUGUGUACAACUGACAGAAGGAGUAGAAAGUCUUCAGAAACAUUCCAAGAUAAAUGGCAGAGAUUUGACCUUCUGGCAAGAGCUCGUAUCCAAGUGUUUAAAUGAAUAUUCAUCAAACAAGUGUUCCAAACCAAAUGUCCAGAAGUUGAAAUGGAUUGUUUCUGGGCGAACCGCAAGGCAACUGAAGCAUAGUUUCUACAGGAUAACCCACCUUCCAACAAUUCCUGAAACGGUUCCUUAAUUGGAUUAUUACAGCAACAGAAAACUCUUUGAAGCCUUUCUCUACAACCCUGAGCUAUGAAGUUUAUGGUAUUAUAAUGGAUUUAAGCUGUGAAGCCUCAAAACAUCAUAACUAGAUUAGAAUUGAUGUUCUCAGACUUGGGAAAAUUGUCUACUUAACAUUAUGCUAUAGUGGAAUUACAUUUAGGUUUGAAUUCAUCUGUGAAGCACACAAAUCAAAGCUAAGAAUAUAAAUGUGAAACUGUAACGAUAGCCUGAGAAGGUAAACUGUGAAUCUUUAUUUCUAACAUUGAUCUAAAUUUCUAUAUUGGAUCAGUGUAUUUAGGUGGUAUUGAAGUGGUAACCUACUUAAUUUAAAAUAAAUCUUCUUAAAUGUGCUUAUUAAAUUGUUAAGGCUUACAUCAAAACCAGCAUUUCACAAAUGCACUUUUAAGACAUAACAAGGAUUACUAUUCUAGGCAGUAUAAAUGGUUUCUCGGUACCCAUAAGGCAAAUAAUACAUAAUCCAGAUAUGUGGACUUCAUGGCUGUCUGGCAAUCAUAUUUACAUUUGAGGGCAUUUUAUAUAAAGCAAAAAUACAGACCUGGCAAGUCUGACAUACACAUAAAGUUAUCUUUAAUAUGUUUUUUUCUAGAAAACAGGAAAUAUUUGUACCCAUGAUAAAAAUUUUUAUAUAAAAUCUACUGCCUCAAUCUAGUCCCAUUGAGAAAAUUAGUUUCUCUUUUAUUAGUAACUCAAAAUAGAUUACCACUCUGAAAACUUGUUUUACCCCAUUAAAUCAAGUUCAGGCUAAAUUUAACAAUCCUAAAGUUUUUACUAAGGACUGUUUUUAUAAAACUGCAAUUGCCUAAUUUAGAAUUUUGUUUAAAAGGAACAGAGUAUAUUUUCAUUAAAUGCCUCUACUGUGGCAAAAUAAAGUCUUAAGAAAAGUUAAGUGGGUACCUUCAUAACUCUAAAGGUAGCUGAGGUAGUGUUUCAGAUUUUCCAUGUAAGUCAGUGAAUGUAAGGAGACCUACAACGUUAAAGUGUUGUGAACGGUUACUCAGUGCAUCGUGUAGCCUGAGAUCAUCCAGAAUGGUUGUAACCAAUUCAGAUUUACUUUUGACAUCAUGUUACAGAUAUUUAUGGAUAAAUAUGCACUGAAAAAUAAGCCAAAGAACCACAGUAUAACUUAUAUUUGACUUUUGUAACCUAUGUUUUGUGGAUAACUUUUCAGUUUUCCCAAACAGCUGGUAACAUUUCAAUAUUCUAAAUACAUCAGUGUUAAUUUUGAGUUGGCAGAGGUGACCUAACAAACUACCAUUAUGUUUUGGUAUUAAAGGAUAUACCUUUCAAUAAAGCUACUGAAAUGCA